Messenger RNA from Rhinocladiella mackenziei CBS 650.93, 327 nucleotides. RefSeq lists its product as uncharacterized. Lineage: Eukaryota; Fungi; Ascomycota; Eurotiomycetes; Chaetothyriales; Herpotrichiellaceae. The record is from RefSeq and is a predicted model, not a curated record. The transcript has a single exon. Bases 1 to 327 code for a protein of 108 amino acids.
AUGGUUGGCGCAGUGGAGGUUCCAGCCAGCGGCAUCCGGGCUGUCGACUUUGAGGACAAGGACCCGAGAGCCCUUGCCCCCAGCCGCCUACUCUUCCGCCGCCUGAGCGAAGGCUUCCACCGCUCGCCUCGUGUUGGCGAAGCCGUCAACACACUCGAUCCCGGCCGCCUUGCACUCCUCAAGGAAGGCCUCCUUGAGGUCGUCGGCUUGUGCAAAGACAAGGCCGACCUCCCUGGCGGGAAUCGCACGAAUGAUGGGCAAUUGCUUGCCUCAUUCUCGACCCUUGGACAACAUCGUCGGGGCCUUCCCAUUCCUCCGCCUCCGUGA